CCACCCGGAAGUGCUUGUGGCCUGGCCUGGUCGAGCGGUGAGCUGGUGGCAGGAAAGGGACGAGUGGCGCUGUCUGCAGCAUGAGCGGAGUCCUGGCGUCUGCCGAGCCGGCUCCUGCCUCGGUAACUCUGGCGGAGCUCCUGCAUCUGGUCCAGAAGGGCCAGGAGCUCCCGGACCUGGAGAAACGCCACAUCACUGCAACCCAUGGUGAACCCACCGCCUCUCUGCUACCACGGAGGCCCAAGCCCUGGGAAGACGCGGGCGCGGCCGCCCCAGACACGAGGACGCAGCCUCCGACGGCCGAGGAAUCGUCCGGGGCACCCCAGCCGCCCAACUCGACGGAGGCCCUAGGGGUUCCUGAGGCUCGAGGUGUUUCGUAGCUGAGAUUCGGACGGCGUGACGCUUGCUACCUUUACUCAUCCUUCUGCAUCUGCCAUGACCUGUCUCACCCACACCCAGUGGCCCUCAGGGAUUCAAUGUUGACCAGUAAUUUUGUUUUUGGACGCUGGAUUUCAACUGCAUACUGUAUUCUAGUCCAUUUGCCUAACGGAAACAAGUCUCCCUUGUCACCGUUAAGAGGGCACGGCUUCCUGGGUCAGCUUAUUCUGAUAAACUGAUAUAAAAGGCAUUUCUAAUUUUGCA
Messenger RNA from Apodemus sylvaticus (European woodmouse), 642 nucleotides. It is a transcript of the gene Pex39, whose product is annotated as chromosome 9 C6orf226 homolog. The record is from RefSeq and is a predicted model, not a curated record. NCBI's taxonomy places the organism in Eukaryota, Metazoa, Chordata, Mammalia, Rodentia, Muridae. Bases 81 to 380 code for a protein of 99 amino acids. The transcript has a single exon.